Egretta garzetta (little egret) is the source of this 5304-nucleotide messenger RNA. It is a transcript of the gene YPEL5, whose product is annotated as yippee like 5. Bases 2995 to 3360 code for a protein of 121 amino acids. The transcript has 6 exons. Lineage: Eukaryota; Metazoa; Chordata; Aves; Pelecaniformes; Ardeidae. The record is from RefSeq and is a predicted model, not a curated record.
CAGCGGUGGGCAGCUGUGCCGCUUGACGCCCUCCUGAUCCCUUCCCAAUUAGAAGGGGGCUGCUGGCGCACCGCGCCUUGAAGACUUACCGCCGGAGCAGCCCCGAGUAAACGCCGUGUCCCUGCCUGGCAGGUGACUGUUCCACGGGAGCCGGUUGUCAGAAAUCGAGCGGUAGUUGUUAUUUGCUUACCGAGGCUCUUCCAGCAAUGAGCCAGCUUCGCCUGUCAGCUCUUAGGUUGGAUUUUGCCUGUGAAAGUGUAGAUUCCCAGGGAACCGAAAUAUUUGGCAAGCGCCUUUUCGCUCUGGAAAAGGUUCUAGUCAAAGCAAAAAGGAAUGCAAAGACUUGUCAUCUGUCUGUUCAUUUGUUACUCUGUGUACAGACCUCAGCUGUACUGUGCAAGCAGAUACGGAUUAGAUUAAUCCAGCAUGUUUAUUUAAGAAUAAAGGCUGUCUUUUGGACUAACACAGUGAUAGAAUUUGAUAAAUUAUCUUCUUUAAACAGUAAACAUGGCAUUAGGGUUAGAUAGAAGGAAUAACAAUGUACACAAGUCUCAUGAGAAACGAAGGGCAUGGCUUUUCUCAAAAUGGUAGGUGUCACGGCAACUCUUAAUGUCAACAACUAAUGGCAAUAGAUUAACUAUUAGCAUAACUGAAAGUUUGUGACUGACGGCAGAAAGGGAGGGAACUUGCUCUGUAGUUGUAAAGAUUUCCUCAUGCGGUUAGUUCAGCUAUGUAUUUAUAUAUAUAGCCAUAUAUAUAACAGGUAUGUGGAAUCCUGUUAUGUAUAGACUGGUUCCAGAUAGCUGAAUUCAACUACUAUUCAUAAGAAACGAAACUGUCCAUUUUUAAGUGUUGCUUACUUUUUCUAAUGUUAGUCUUUAGAGACAUUAUUUGGAGGCUUCUGUCAUCUGCUGCUUUCACUUCCGUAGUUGUGGAAGUACUUAACUUACAGAAUGCACAUCUAAUUGUUUAUAUAUAGAUAUUAAUAUUAAUGAUGAGUGAGUUUCAGGUGUGGCUGCCAAGUAUGUGAAGACAUAAGAAAUUGCACCUCAAAGCCUAGCAGAGAAGAUGACAAGAACAUACGAGAUUUGUUACUUGUCACCUGACAGACUGAGAGUGUACACAUGCACACGUGUGUACACACACACACAUAUAUAUACACACAUAUAUAUUUAGCAUUCCCUCUGCUGGUAGUCAUCUCAAGCUCGAAGUAGUGUUGUCCAAGUUAGGUCAUUGGUUCAUGUUUGUUUACUAUCAUUUGACCUAUGUUGAAAUCCUGAGUUGCUCAAAUCUUGCUGAAAUAUGUAAUUCCCUUAAGCAAGAUUUAACUUUAAAAUAUCUUUUUUAAUACAUAGAGGAAAUGCCUGCAUGCUGUGGAUGUUUGGUAACAAGGCUGUCUUUAAUUUUGGAACCUUUAUCUACAUUUAGGAGUUUUCCUAGUUGAUAUGAGACUUUCUUGGUGUGAUGCACUAAGCAGAUUGGCAACCUUUCUGCCAGUGGAUGUAGAUUGUAUGGAAGUUUGGAUGAUCACUGUCUUUUCACCUUUUCUUUAAAGUUUAUUUAUUUAUUUUUUCCCCUCCCAUGACUCAUGAAACCAGUGGUGUCUUCAGGUGAAGAUCUGAAUUAAUUUAGGUUUCCAAAAGUUGCAGAAUGGAUUAAUAGGCAAAAGUUGUCUUAUCUGCUGAAUUAGUAUAAGAAUAAAUUUAUUACAAAACAAGGAAAUACAGCUUUCUUAAAAACGCUUGAGGAAUUAGGGAAGGGAAAGGGGAGAUGGGAAGGGAAGGGGAAAAGAAACAAAAAGACAGGAGUAGUUGUUGCUUUUGGAUUCUGUAGUAGAGGUAAAGAAAAUUAAUCUGAGUCUGAUACCGUUUGUAAACGGAUACUUUUAUAUGUUCUCUAGCAAGAGUAUUGUGAGGAUGUAAGUUACUGCAUGGGAGAUGCUGAGAUAUGGGGGCUGUAGUAGAAACAAGUGGCCACCUGUAUGGCUCUGCUCUCUGUGAAUUUGAAACAAACUACCCUGUAUUAUUGCAUACACAUAUUGCAUAUGUUAUGUUAAUGUAUUUAAAUGCCAUUAUCCCACUGCAAAGCUUCUGCCGUACCUGGAAAUAAAGCCAGUUUGCAAUAGAAAAUCACACUACUAUAACUUGCAAUAGAAAAUUAAAAUAGUGUAACUUGCACAAGUGCAGUUUCAUCCUGCAAAGCACCCUGUUCUAGGCGGGUGCUGUGCACUGCAUAUGGGCACAGCUUUCAUUACUUUGCCAAAGCCUCUUCAGUCAUUUGACUAUAUUAACUUCUUUGCACAGUUUGCUGGAGUAGCUGGAUGGCUCUAAUGAGCGUAGCAUACUGUUCCAGUGCACUUUCUUCCUUCACAUCUGGCUAUGUGAGGUGCUUUCUGAUAACAAAUUUUGCAUAUAGGCAGAGGCCAGUGGCUGGGCCCUGCGUACUUCAACAGUUGCAGAAGUCCAUGGUAGAUGGCUGAAUUUCGGACCUCCUAAGAGACUGACCACAUGUGUAUUUUCAGAUGCACCCCCACUUCUGAGCAGCAGAAACCUGGGAAGAUGAGAAGAGGAAGUUUAAGCCUGGUUCCUGAGAUGUGAAGAUGAAGUUUAAGCCUGGUUCCACAAUCUGAGAUGCAGUAGAUGGUGCUGAAGCAACACUGAGGCUCCUGAAAUAUCCACAGUCCAGUGUGUAUAGAAAGUGCCUGCUGCCUCUCCCAAACACUGAUGGUCCUGUGUCUUCAAGAGAUGCACUCUGGGACAAGAAAACACUGACUCCUUUGCUUUUGUGAAUAACCAAAAUUCUGUCCACUGUUUCUGAAAAUUCUGCUGGUAGCAUGAUGGAAUUGGUGUGAUGCAGUAAUGUCACUUUCUGGGGUUGUUAAUGACAAUAGGGAACUGGACUGGCUCUCCGAACCAAUGGAAGUUACUUUCACUGUUUCUAAGUGUAGAGAGUGGAUGAAUGGGUCUUGGGUAUAAACUUACGUAAGUCCUAAAAAUGGGAAGAAUUUUUCUGGAUCAUAUUGGUGGCACUCGCCUGUUCUCCUGCGCAAACUGCGACACAAUUCUGACCAAUCGUUCUGAGCUCAUCUCCACUCGUUUUACAGGGGCCACAGGAAGAGCCUUUCUUUUUAACAAGGUGGUAAAUCUUCAAUACAGUGAAGUUCAGGAUCGGGUCAUGCUCACUGGCCGCCACAUGGUUCGAGAUGUGAGCUGCAAGAACUGCAACAGCAAACUGGGUUGGAUCUAUGAAUUUGCUACUGAAGACAGCCAGCGCUACAAGGAAGGCCGUGUUAUCCUGGAAAGAGCGUUGGUCCGAGAGAGUGAAGGAUUUGAGGAGCAUGUUCCAUCCGACAAUUCCUGAAGAGACUUGAGUCUCUUUGCAGGUUUUCUUCAACUGAAACUCAAAAAUAAUAAAAUCAACAAAAAAAUCUGCUUACAUACACUGUCACCUUAGCAUCAGAGUCGGAUUCAUGGACUACAGAGUGGGAAAGAUUGUGAAAGUAUUUCAGAUGGAACCUUCCUUUCUUUAUUCCUUUUAUAUUUUACUUUCCCUCCAGCAGCUGUUUGUAGGAAGAAUGUUGUGCAGAUGCUGUAACUUUUUCUCUCUUGCAUUUACAUCUGUUAGAUUUGAGAUUGUAUCUACAGAUACAGUGGGCUAAAGGAAAAUAUUUGGGGGAUUUGUCUUUUGUUAGAGAGAAAUCAAUGAGUUUUUUUUUUUUAGUUUGCACAAACUGAUGUCAGCAUAAAGUUAUUUUAAAACUACAGAUGUUUUUUAAAAAGUAUAUUCCAAUUUUUGGCUUAAGUUUUUAGUUGGUUUGGGUUUUUUUGGUUUGUUUUUUUUUUUUUUUUUACCCGGUCUUUUCACCUGAUUUGCUAGCUAAAGUAAAGAGAUCCGAAUUUGUGCCGAGUGCUAAAGGUUCAGUGUUGGUACAGCUUGGGCUGGCCCUUGUGCCAUAUUCUUGUUGAGGUUGAUUGGUAGCACAGAGCCCAUUAUUUCUUGUCGUUCUUGACCCAAAGAUGUCACCAUUCCUUGUUUAUUUGUGAAGUCCCAUUCACCAUGUAAACUGGUGUUGAUUGGAAACUAUUCUUGAAAUAGGGCAAAACUGCUUGGCUUUUUUAAAUUUUAACUGAUGUAACUUAUAAGCAUAGUAAUAAUAUAAAAUACUAGUUGUUUAGUCUUGCGUUGCUUACAAAUCAGAAGCUGUGUUUGUAAGGAUAGGGAUCCACUGAGAAGCUACUGUUUCAGUAGUAAUUUUUUUUGUUUUGUUUCUCUACCAAUCUCUUGAAGUAGAUAGGCAAUUGCAAACCUUAAUUCUUCUUCAAGUAGCUUUCUUUAAACCCAGAACUUCCUAUGUUAAACACAGCUGCUGCGUAAAAAGAAAAGAUUGCCAGCAUGUUUGUUCAUGCCUAGAGUUAUGCAAUCUGCAUCUCUUGAAAAGAUAAACAGCUUGUUUUCAAAUGCUGCUUCUGGUGUCAAAACCUUUCUCUUACAACUUUGUUGAACCUUUUCAUUGUGAUGUUACGUUUUUAUCUCUCUGGGCAGCAGUACAUGUCAGCCUAGCAGUAACUAGUGACUUGGAUUCCUGCUUUCUUCUUGUAGAGGUCAGCUCUGUUUAAAACAACGAUAUUGCUUGCCUUUUUAGCAAAAAUGCUCUUCAUUAACUUAACUCAAGGGUGCCCAAACACUUUUCAUUGUGUCUUAAGCCAUAAGUUAAGAUCUCAAGGGCUGAAAUUAAAUUGAAUGUUAGGUAUGUAUGAUUCCUUAUCAAAGAUACAAGUGUUUUUUUUUUUUUUUCUUAUUGGAUAAAUUGUGGUCAACAUGAAAUAAGUUACCCGCAGACGUACAAGAAGGGAAAAAAACCUCCACCCAACCAAACAGAUCUGGGCUCUGACCUUUCAGAAUAAUGUUUCUUCCCUAGCCACAGCUCCAUAUCUGAAGCUAAAAUGUGGAGGGUGACUGUGCAGAGUAUUUUUCAUAAUAUUUUGGUUGCCAAGUGGCAAUUUGGACACCCCUGACUUGAAUCUACUGCCUAUUUCAUGUAAAAGUAGCUUUGUUAUAGAAUUGUCACAUAGAAAGAAAACAGAGUAGAUCACAUCCCAGAGCUGUGCUUGAAUCAGGCUGCUUAAACGAUAGUGUACUUGUGCCUCAAAUGAAUCGGUUUUUGCACUGAGUACAGUAGUACCCCAUUAUCUUGUACUUCUGUCCUUCACAGACCCUAAAAGCCCCAUUAGCAUGGUUCUCUGCAGUACUUUUCUUGUACUUCUGACAUUACAGUACAAUAAAGUAUGUUUUGUCCUGAAUUGA